Messenger RNA from Lates calcarifer (barramundi perch), 5043 nucleotides. RefSeq names its product USP6 N-terminal like (gene usp6nl). Bases 1058 to 3808 code for a protein of 916 amino acids. The transcript has 14 exons. The record is from RefSeq and is a predicted model, not a curated record. NCBI's taxonomy places the organism in Eukaryota, Metazoa, Chordata, Actinopteri, Centropomidae.
GAGACAAAAGUGACACACUUAGAAAGGAAGAGAAAGAGGAGGGUGGUGUGUGGGAAAGAGGAGAAAGAGAGAGAGAGAGAGAGAGGAGAGGGAGAGAAAGGGAGGGAAGGAGAUGCUGUGGGUGAGUGAGUGGAAGCGCUCAUUAAUUUGAAUUUAAAGGAUGUGAAGAGAGGACAGCGAGCAAGGCAGGCAGUGCUUUUGCAGGACUGAGGGAGGAGAGGGUAAUUGGAAAGAAAGAGAUGGAUGAGAGAGGGAAAAAAGGAGUGUCGGCAAGGGAGAUGAGAGAGUUGGACAGUUGAGAGGCAUCGUCACUGGUCAACUGUGCAUCUACUGAUCCAGGUGGUUUGUCUGUCUGCUGGAGCAACAGAAGAAGAAACAGUCAGAAAAGGAAGAAGAAAAGAGCGAGGACUGCUCUGUUCUGCUUCUCCGCUGUGGAUCGCCAAAUGAAGAGUGUGUGAGAGCACUCCAGCUGAGCGGCACAACACACACAUCACACGCGAGAUGAUCACAUUCAGUUUGCUGAGAGUCGGCGCUGCCAGCAAACAUCCUUCGCUACUUUCAGCAGCUGCCAUUAGUUGAGUUCAGAUUUAUAGGCUGUUUGAUGUGGACCAGAGGCAGGAUUCGAAGCAGGUGAAGCAUUUAUCAGGUAGUGAGUGUGUGUGUGUUUGCUGCUGCUGUGCAUCUGUGCUCGGAGACCAGCUGUUUUUUAGAGAAACAUCAGCAAAGACCAUCUAAGGACAUUUGACUGCUGGAGAGUUUUUAUGCAUGCAUUGAAAUCUGGAGAAAGAACAUCAAACAGAUAAAGGAGGAUAAAAACAUUUUAAAGACAAAGCUGUUCUCUGAACUCCUGGAGAAGGAGCCAGCUCUCAUACACCACCACACUCGGGAUGCUCAAACCAAGAUCCUCAGGAACCAGGAGUCAUGAUGAUGUGGAUUAGGGGAUGAGUCCUUAGGAGGAGCCAGGAAGGGAUGUGGUUGUGGAGGGUGAGAGGGCAAGAAUGGGCUGCCCCUGCCCUGUGGCACCUCCGGCUGCCUCCACCACCGCCUCCGUGUGAGGAUGCAAGUCCUACAGAUAGUCAAGGAGCUGGUGUCGCCUUCCAGACGCAGGGCAGCAGCCAGAUUCGGAGCGUCUGAUACUGAGCAGGAUGCGGCGGUGAAACUUGACCAGGAGCGGGCUGAGAUAGUCGCCAAAUAUGACAAGGGAAAAGAGGCCCCUGUGGAGCCCUGGGAGGACACCAACUUCCACCUGUACAAAGUCAUCGACCGCUUUGGCUUCGUCCAUGAGAAUGAACUUCCAUCCUACGACUCGGUGGAGGAGAAGCAAAAACACACUGAGGUGGAGAGGACCACCAAAUGGCUGAAGAUGCUGAAGAGCUGGGACAAAUACAAGAACAGUGAAAAACUGGUCAGGAGGAUCUAUAAGGGAAUUCCCCUGCAGCUCCGAGGGGAGGUGUGGUGUCUGCUGCUCGAUAUUCCCAAAAUAAAGGAGGAGAAGAAAGACUUCUACGAGAAAUUAAAAGCCAGAGCCAGAGAACUCUCCACUGACGUCCGACAGAUCGACCUGGAUGUGAACCGAACCUACAGGGACCACAUCAUGUUCAUGCAUCGCUACGAUGUCAAGCAGCAGGCUCUCUUCCACGUCCUCACAGCCUACUCCAUGUACAACACGGAGGUGGGCUACUGCCAGGGCAUGAGUCAGAUCACAGCUCUACUGCUCAUCUACAUGAACGAGGAGGAUGCCUUCUGGGCUCUGGUCAAACUACUGUCUGGGCAGAAGCACGCCAUGCACGGGUUUUUUGUCCCUGGUUUCCCGAAACUGAUGCGUUUCCAGGAACACCAUGAUCGUAUCCUCAAGAAGAUGAUGCCCAAACUGAAACAGCACCUGGACAACCAAGAGGUGUUUACCAGUCUCUACACCAUGAAGUGGUUCUUCCAGUGUUUCCUGGACAGAACUCCCUUCACCCUCACCCUCAGGAUCUGGGACAUCUACAUCUUGGAGGGUGAACGAGUGCUACCUGCCAUGUCCUACACUAUCCUCAAACUGCACAAGAAGCACCUGAUGAAGUUGUCCAUGGAGGAGCUGGUGGAGUUUCUUCAGGUGACGCUGUCCAAAGAGUUCUUCUUGGAGGAUGACAUGGUGAUUGAGCAGCUACAGGCCUCCAUGACAGAGCUGCGGAGAGCGAAGCUGGAGCUGCCUGCACCAGGUAAAGACGAUGAGUUUCCUAAGAAGCCCCUAGGGCAGCUUCCUCCUGAGCAAGCAGCAGCAGUGGUGGUGAACCACGUGGGCAACGGUGAGAGCCAUGCCGAGCCAGCCGAUCCCCCCAGGGACCCGAGUCCUGUACCAGACCGCCAGCGGGAGAGUCGGCCCCCCAGCCGGGCACGUCGAGACUCCCUAGACAAACCGUUUCGUCACCACAAGAGGGAUGCCCGUUCCAGGGGAUCGGGGGAGAUCCCUAAUGAGCAGCAUAAGCAGUCCACUUCCACCACACCUGAGAGGGGGGCAACACCACCCUCAGCACUCAGCCCUACACCACAGCUCACCACAGUGGACAGAGGGAAGACUCAGAGCCACGCCACAGCCAACCACAACUCCAACGCAGCCUCCAGCUCUCACAGAGAAAUCACUCCCCGCUGGUUCAAACCCUCCGAGACAAAACUUGAAGCGGUCAAAGCAGCAGCAGCGAGGGAGAACCAGCUGAGCAGAGGGGCGUCACCAGCCCCUUCCAGCCCAGACGACACCGCUCUCCCCCAUCGCCGACCGCGCUCCAAGGGCUUUGUCCCUGGCUCCAACCGAGGCUCUAACGCCUCCCAGUAUGACAAUGUACCGGGGCUGCCCGAGCAGGAUUUUGAAAUCUUGGAGCUUGAGAGACCUCCGUCCAGAAUGAGGACCCCUCGUAGUGAGACACCUUUCAGUGUAUCGUCCCUCCAUCAGGGCAGCCCCAGCCGUGGACCCAGCCAGGCAGGGAGCGUUGUUUCCGUCACACCAGGGCCCAGGAUGGCCAAACACCCUCUUCCGCCACAAUUUUCCCACAACAAUCCCGCAGGGGUCCAGGCCAGCUAUCCUGGCAGCCAGAGCCAACACCAUAGCCCUCCUAAGCAGCCAUCCCCAGGCAGAACUACUACCGAGGUCCCCAUCUUCCAUCCUGCCUACAGUGUGAACCUGGACCACAGAGGCGAGGACAGACUCUAUGCACCGCCCUCCCGAUUCCCCCCACCCGCCAACAUGGUAUAUGGGGAACGAGCAUAUGCCACCACCCAGCGGCAGCCCAGCAGCCUCUCUCCAGAGAAGGCUCUUAUGAAUAACUCCUUCGCCACCUACCGUAGGCAGCCGCCACCUAGCUCCACUCACAACCCCCGAAGCACCAGGCCUCCCCCGGAGCAUUCUCUGCAGCUGGAAACCCAGGGGAGCUCUACCCCUAUCUACCUGCAACAGCUCACCUCCACUGCACAGGUCUACACUCCAAUGGACUACAGGUUUGAGGGGCAUCGGCGAGGCGAGGCGAACCUGCACUACCUGCCGGAAUGUGUGCCGCGGCGGGCUGUGGACGGGCACCUGUGGGAACCUGAGGGUGAGCUGCCUCCUCCGUCCCCAGGUGGCAUGCCCCGCUCACCCAGUUUCCAGAAAGCCCAAAUGUCUCCCGUUCAGCAGUUCACUUUCCCCGCAAACCCAGACGGCCUGCUUCACUACAGGACACAGUUCCAGGAGCAGCAGCCUGUCAUAAGACAACAACUCCCACAGCUGUUUGGAGGACCACACUACAGGCACGCACAGGAGGCGUUUGCCAUGCAGGAGUCCAUGCUGCUGUAACUGAACAAUAAGGAUAUGGAGAGACACUGUAAAAAAACAAAAGAAAAAAACUGAGUGUAGUCACUGACACUGUGGUAAAGUUGAGCAGUAGUCUUAGCUCUGCUAGGAACCUGAUAUUUGUUUCUGCUCUGUUGUUCUUUAUGUGUGAAGUACUGACCUUCUGACUGUCACUCUGCAACGUAACAUUGCAGGACACACCAGCCUCUGACGUUUUUACUGAUCACUUUAAAAAGAGAAAAAAACUGACUGAAGAUUUAAUUUUAUUUUUGGAUGUAAAUCAUUAACGAGAGGUGACAGUAUAUAUCUUUUAGAGUCUGAUAUGUACAGUGGAUUGUUUUUGUUAAUAUGCUGAGUUGUUAUCAGUAGCAGGAGAACGUUCUCCUGAGAGAAAAACUCUGAUUCAUUUUCCAUCUUUAUUUUUUUAUAUGUUACUUACAGGUAUUUACAUUAGAGAUUGAUUUACUCUAUAUGCUUGUGUGAAUGUUAUUUUUCAAAGAGAACAAGUAAAACUGUGUCCAAUGAUACAAUUAGAAAGCAGUGAUAAACAGGUCACUGUAUGUUUUUGAUCUCCACUUCAAUUUCUGAAGAACCUCCACCGUGGAGGGCAGAGCAGGGUUUGUCGUUUAGUUUUUAGUUUUCCUUUAGAUCAUACAGGAAGUACAGUACAUUGGGUAUUUACACAUAUUUGAGGCCAGUGUAGUUUUUAAAUUCAAACUGAUUAGAGACUCAAGAAAUAGAGCGUUAAUUUGUGAGGGCUAAUAAUAUUUUAUACACAUACAUACACACACACACACACACACACACACACAUAUAUAUAUACACCCUUUUUUUUGGCUGUACUGUAGCCCCUGUAUCUUGAGCACAUACACCAGGAGAUUGAUGUGAACCAGUCUCAGUACAACUUGCUUUACUUCAUUCCAUCUUAUUAUUCUCAACACUGUCACACCAACUACUGUUUAGCUACUGGCAUUUCCACUGGCACACAGAGCUGUCUGUAUGCCCCACACACUCUCUACAUGUCACCAUUGUGCAAGUCACACAUUUCAACAUUUUAUCAAGUCACAUUCCCUGUUAUUAUCAUCAUUCCUAAUUACUCAAGUUUGGAUGCAGUUACUUUCCAACAGUAUUGCUGUACUGAUCAUUACAUUCCCUAAGUUAUCCUUGUUUUUGUUUAACAACUAAUUGCAGACCAUUCUGAUACUUUGCUUAAUAAAAUGAGGUGGGUUGAAAAUGAA